Molecule: messenger RNA, 1812 nt
Organism: Verticillium dahliae VdLs.17
Lineage: Eukaryota; Fungi; Ascomycota; Sordariomycetes; Glomerellales; Plectosphaerellaceae
Product: sterol O-acyltransferase
Exons: 3
Coding region: 1-1812 (603 amino acids)
Biological process (GO): ergosterol metabolic process
Cellular component (GO): endoplasmic reticulum membrane
Molecular function (GO): ergosterol O-acyltransferase activity
Source: RefSeq, a predicted model, not a curated record
AUGGCUUCCACAGCCACCGACACGCACACAAACGGCCAUACCAAUACCCCUGUCCACGAGCACGUCCUGCGUCCUCGCCCGAGGAAGGCGGUCCACUCGCAACUGAGCACCGUCAGCAAUGUCUCUGAGACGUCUUCCACUGGCGAUGCCAGCAGUUACAGGAGCGCCCUCGCCGAGAGCGGCAUGACCAGUGGUCGCUCCACGCCCGUCCCCGCCGAUGCGCCCCCCUCUGUCAAGUCCAUCUCCUCCGCAAAGAAGACUGCCCGUGCCGAACAGCGCCGUCGCAUUUUCCCGACCAUCGAGUAUGCCAGCCGCGUCUCGCACUUUGACCCCAACUCCGACUACCGCGACUUCCAUGGCUUCUUCAACCUCUUCUGGAUCGGCCUUGCCAUCAUGGCCAUCACGACAAUGCUGCGCAACAUCAAGGACACUGGCCACCCCAUGCGCGUCCAGAUCUGGUACCUCUUCACCAUCAAAACGUGGCACCUCGCCAUUGCCGACUUUCUCAUGGUCGCCACCACCGCCGUCUCCGUGCUGAUGCACCGCGUCUUCCGCGCCGCCCCCGCCAACGGGCCCCUCACCUGGAAGACGGGCGGCAUGGCCAUCCAGAGCCUCUACCAGGUCGGCUGGCUCGCCGUCUGGGUUGCCGUGCCCUUCUGGCUCGAGUGGACCUGGACGGCCCAGGUCUUCUUCCUGCUGCACACCAUGGUUCUGCUCAUGAAGAUGCACAGCUGGGCCUUCUACAACGGGCACCUCUGCGAGACGGAGAAACGGCUGCGCGCGCUCGACAACCCCUCUGGCGCCAACCGCGACCCCGCUUACCUCUAUCCGACGUCCGAGGACCCCUUGCGCGAUCAGGCACCCAAGAGCCCCAAGCAGGCCAAGCCCUCCGAGAAGCACGACGACACCAACGGCAGCUCCAAGAAGCGGACCGCCAGCAGUGGCAGCAGCGAGCUCAAGCCAGCCGAUGCUCUCCUCAGGACGGGAGGUCAUGAGAGCGACGAGGAGGUCUCGGACCUGCGCGAGGAUCUGGCCCGGGAGCUGACCUCGCCCAUGGGCAACAUUGCCUACCCGCGCAACCUGACGUGGGCCAACUACCUCGACUACCUCCUGUGUCCGACCCUGUGCUACGAGCUCGAGUACCCGCGCGCCCCAAACCGCGACUGGACCUCGCUCAUCUCCAAGAUUGUUGCCGUCUUUGGCUGCAUCUUCCUCUUGACCAUCAUCUCGGAAGAAUUCAUCCUGCCCAUUCUCAUCGAGUCCUCGCUCCGUCUCAACCCGCCCAUGGCGCCUGGCAUCCUCCCGCCGUCGGCCACCGAGCGCCUCCUCAUCCUUGCCGAGACGGUCUCCUGGCUCCUCUUCCCGUUUAUGCUCACCUUCCUCCUCGUCUUCCUCGUCAUCUUUGAGUAUGCUCUCGGCGCCUGUGCCGAGAUGACGCGCUUUGGUGACCGCCAGUUCUACAACGACUGGUGGAACUCGACCGACUGGAUGGAGUUCUCGCGCGAGUGGAACAUUCCCGUCUACUCCUUCCUGCGCCGUCACGUCUACAGCGCCUCGCGCCCGCACAUUGGCCGCAUGCGCGCCACCGUCAUCACGUUCCUCAUCUCCGCCAUCGGCCACGAGAUUGUCAUGGCCUGCAUCACCAAGAAGCUGCGCGGCUACGGCUUUGUCUGCCAGAUGCUCCAGCUGCCCAUUGUCAUGCUGCAGCGCACCAAGCUCGUGCGCGGCAAGAAGACGCUCAACAAUGUCAUGUUUUGGGUCUCCAUGGUGAUGGGGUUGAGCAUGAUCUGCUCCCUCUAUGUUCUUGUAUGA